UUCUUGCUUCGCCCCAUUGUUUGUUGCCUAUUGCCUACGAGGCAUACCUUGUAGCACUUUGGAGAUCAAGUUUAUCUUCGUUUAUCUUCUUCAAGUCCAACUAUAUUCUUCCCAGGCCCUAUAUUUUGCAUGUCUGCCUUGCGACCUCUGUUUUUUAUUUUUAUUGUUAUUAUUGACAUCUUUCCCCUUCCUGGAUUUCAUUUACACAACGGCCUUCUCUUCACAAGGUGUCGGCCAAGAUCCAACAUUGUCUAAUUGGAUACCUGGAUACCUGGAUCCCUCCAGUGGACACACUCCAAACACAAUUCGUGGAAGCUUGUUGGUCCUUAAACGCAGUUGUUACUCUGAACACGUCUUAGCCCUUGCUGGGCCGCUCUGCAAAAAUGGAAUACCAGCACUUUCAGUACCCAGAGGCUAUGCAGCUUCCAGUCUACAUGGACAAUGCGCCGAUGGACGCUUCGAUUGAUGGCAUGAUUGAUCCAAUCCUCAAACCUUCCGCUUCUCCUUGGGGCACUCCACAGAUGCAGCGCUACUUAACAGACAAUAAGUCAUCAUUUUAUAGCUACCAAAUGGUCGAUUCUGUCUUCCCCGAAUCCAUCGCUCGAAGAGACGACGGCAUAGCACCUCUUCCGUCUAGCCUGCUUCAUCGCCGAAAUUCACCAUCUUUUUCUCAUACAUCGUCAACAAGUAGUAGUAUGUUAAGCCCGCCAAGGGACAGCGAUUAUUACCAAGCGCAUUCGCCACCAACGCCCACUGAUACGACGAUUAUGUCUCCGUAUUUUCAGCAGUAUGAGACCGCUAGCUCUCGUGCUCAGAUGAUUCAGUUUACUGGCCUCGCCAAUGAUUGUGUGAAGCCAAUAGACAUCAACCCCUUCCAAGAAACCCCUGAAAGUUAUUAUGACGACAGUAACCCUAAGUCGGAAUUUCCUUUGAGGGGUCUUAGUAUGUCAAGUGAUGACAGCUGCGUCCAUAUGGAUGUGUGCGACGGACGGGAACCAAUCGAAUCUACUCAACCAAUGAGUCCUGAAGAGUUUACACCAACUGUAAAGGAGGAGAUUCACAUCCCGGAAUCCAUUGGAAGGUAUCCCGCAUUUGAAUCAGAGGAUGAGACGAUGUCUAAUGGGGAGGCCGAGCAUCAUAGUCUCAAACGUGAGGAUGCAGAAGACGACGAAUACAAACCAAACCAGAAGCAUAGGCGGACCAAGUCCAGUGCAAGUCGUAGUACCCGAAACCGCAAGCGACGGAGUGUAAUAGGGUCUACCUUGGAAACAAAACGACCAAAGAUCGAACCUGGUACCUCUGCCACGAUGGGCAGAUCAACGGCCAAGCCUUUGAUUCAAGGAACAACAGCAAAUUUCUCAUGUACCAAAUGCUCAAAAAGGGUAUCCUUCAAAGAUGAGAAUGGCUUACAGAAUCACAUCAAAAAGCAGCAUACCCGGCCGUUUGUUUGCGUCUUCGGAUUCGCGGGCUGCAAUUCAACCUUUGCGAGCAAGAAUGAAUGGAAGCGACAUUGCUCUUCCCAGCAUCUUGUUUUGAACUACUGGAUAUGCCAACAAGACCACUGCUCCAAGACAUCUAGCAAAGCAAAUAUACAUUCUCGCCAUCGUUCUAAUCCUUCUUGCACCCAGAACACGAUUUCACCGCCUCUACCCCACGGAACUAUCUUUAAUCGCAAGGACCUCUACACUCAACACCUGCGCCGUAUGCAUAUACCAGCAAGCCUUAAGAAACAAGUCAAACAAAGGAAGCCUGCCCCUGAAUGGGAAGCCUGCGAACGAGCGCAUCAAGAUGAGGCAAAAAGAACACGUUGUGACCUCCCGACUCACAUGCGAUGCCCAGCAUUCGGUUGCAAUGCUCGUUUUGAUGGACCGAAUGCCUGGGAUGAUCGGAUGGAGCACGUGGCCAAGCACCUCGAGAAAGCUGUCAGUGGCUCAGAGCAACCAAUCGAGUUCGGCGGACAACACGACAGAACUCUGAUCGAGUGGGCCACGCGCCCCGAUAUUGCUAUUAUUGAGAGAGGAGACAAGGGGAAGUGGCAAUUGCGCAACCCUCUAAAAUCGAGCGGUGGUCUGCUUACCGAAACAAUACCUGACCAAGGAGAUGAGGACGCCGAGGGCGAGGAGGUAGAUGAAUGAUUGUAUCAAUUGGCCGAGUCUCUAUCAUCUCCUACCUACAUUUUUAUACCUUUGGCUAUGACUGGAAAUCAUGGAGAAGUAGAGGUAUAUCUCAAGGGUUCACUACGUAAAUGUAUCACUUUCUAGAAGGAUUGUUCUAUUUGGAUGGGUAAUGUUGAAGUGAUAGUAAUCAAGGUGAAUAUUUCUUCGGCAAAGAUAUAAAAUGGCAGGGAAUCAUAGAAUGGCCAGGUUUUAGGGCGUCUAUAAUGGUCUACGAUGUAAUGAUACUUGGAUCAUGUUAGCUAUCAAGGUGAAUGGCGCGCACACGCCAGAUCACCGCAUACAUACCUGG
This is a messenger RNA of Hypoxylon trugodes, 2466 nucleotides long. RefSeq lists its product as uncharacterized. The transcript has a single exon. Lineage: Eukaryota; Fungi; Ascomycota; Sordariomycetes; Xylariales; Hypoxylaceae. Gene Ontology annotation, molecular function: DNA-binding transcription factor activity. The record is from RefSeq and is a predicted model, not a curated record. The coding region runs from base 384 to 2135 and encodes 583 amino acids.